Molecule: messenger RNA, 2213 nt
Organism: Trifolium pratense (red clover)
Lineage: Eukaryota; Viridiplantae; Streptophyta; Magnoliopsida; Fabales; Fabaceae
Exons: 4
Coding region: 854-2002 (382 amino acids)
Source: RefSeq, a predicted model, not a curated record
UUGGUAUUGAGGAUCAUUAUAACUUGGUAUAGAUUUUUCUGUUGGUUUGAUUAUAACUACAAAUUUAUUCAUAUGUAGUUAUGGGAGUACAUGGACCGACAAAAACAAGGAUCGAAAGACUGGAUCGAUAACCAGUCCUUUUCCAUCAUCUAAAGAUAACCUUUUGGACUCUCUUGUGUGGAGACCACCUGCUGGACUAGGAAAAAAUCGAGCUUUCUGGGUUGGUUUGACAAUAUGGUUGGGAUUAGUUGGUGCUGUUCUCUUCAUUCAAAGAUGAAGUUCAAGUUCUCCAAUUUAUGAUGAUUCUGAUUGUGUUAUAAUUUUUCAUUUUAGUUCAUAGUGUAUAUAUAGAUCAUGUUGUAAAGAAUGAGAGGAAAAUUUGUAGAAGCCAAACCAAUGCCCUCACAAAUUUGUGGUCGCCUAUGUCCUCUCAAAUUCUAACAUGUUUUGGAAUUUUGCUCUAUCCAUGUAUAUCAGGUUCAAUUUCUUGAUCAUCUUGAUCUUGGAAGAGUUAAGAAACUAACUACCUAAUUAACAAACUAACUAACUAACUCUAUCCAUGUAUAUCAGGUUCAAUUUCUUGAUCAUCUUGAUCUUGGAAGAGUUAUAAAAUAAAACUGUAUUGAUUUUUCUUUUACCAUCUCUCUCUCUCUCUCUCUCUCUCUCUCUCUCUCUCUCUCUCUCUCUCUCUCUCUCUCUCUCAACUCUAUAGUUUUUCUUUUACAUAUCUCUCUGCCACUGCAAAGCUUAUUUCAUUCUUCAAGUCACACUAUUUCUUUUUUUUUCUUUCACCAGAAACCUUUUAUUCUUCAUUCUUUUUUUUUCACUCUUCAAGUCAUUCUUAAAGCUUUGGAUGGAUAUGGAUAUCGAUUCACCGGAAACCUUGAUCAAAUGUUUGAGGAUUCGUCGGCACUACUAUGUUGAGUUACGCAAUCAUCCAAAUCACUAUCGAUUUUACCAUUGUAUGUUAUGUAAAGAAUUAAAUGUAGAUGUAGAAUCUCUGGUAGGUCAUCUUAAGAGUGAUGCUCACAAGAAAAAUUUGAAUUUAGCUAAGCUUACCCUCCUGAAAAGAAACAUUAACAGAUGGCCUUUCAAUGACGGUGUUCUGUUGUUUGAUUCUUCAAUCAAAGAAGAAGAUAUGUCUUACCGUGAAAAACAAGAAGCGUUUAAAAAUGACUCUCAAGGCUUCAAAACUUUUAAAGAUUGUUUGAAAGCCAUUGACGACGACGAUGACCUUGCUAUCGAAAAGUUUGAGUAUGACCCUGAGAUUGUGAAUCCUCGUGUGAAAGCAUAUAGUAGCUGUUUUCUUAUACCUGCUCAUGGGGAUACUUUGAAGAUCGGAAAAUCACAGAUUUUUGGGAGGUAUUCUUCUAAUGAAGAGAUUGAGAAAAUUUGGUGUGAGUGGAUAGGGAAGGAUGAUAACGACCUUACUAGUGUUGAAGUUAAGGAUGACGACCUAAUUAGAGUCGUUAUCAUGCGGUAUGGGCGUGGGAUUGCAAACUCAUAUUGUGGGAUGUGCAAUAAAAUUUUUCUUGAUGGCAGAGAUGUUGCUUCUCUUUUGGAAGAUCCAGGCACAAGUUUUGGGAAAAUAGUAUGUUGCAAUUCGAGAGCAAGGAAUAAAUCGAGUAAAAGUGUAUUUCAUUCUUUUCAUACAAGUUGUCUACUCCAAUGGAUAUUAUGGUGUGAAUAUGCACAAACGAUGGAGGUAGAAGGUGUGAAAGAUAUAGUUAAUCUUUUUUGUCCUGACUGUAACAGUACUGGUGAGAAUGGUGUGGAAUGUUAUUCCAAAUUUGAGAUGGACACGGUGAAAUCAAAGAUACUGGAAGCAAAGAAUGAAUGGACCAAGAAUCCUGAGCGUUUGCAAAAUUCUUCGAUAGGGCUCCACUUCCCGCUGCAAACUGAAGACACAGAGAAAGAAGUGAAGUUCUUAAAACUCGUACAAUUUUAUCGUGCUGAGUAUGAUCCUAGUUAUCUGACUAAGGUUGAAGCUUCCAUGACUUAAAGUUAGGAUUAACAGUUUGAUCGAUGAUUAUGAUUGUCAGAAUUACUACUUUUGAGUGAUGAUUACUAGAGUUUGAUUGUGUGUUGGUUUGGUUGUAAAUAUACAUUAGCUUUCUAUGAACAUAUAUUUCAUACAUUGUUGAUACUGGUUUGUUUGUUUUGUCCAAACUAAGAAGCACUGUUUAUAUUGUAAAAAUUUGGUUGAAUUUUAA